This is a messenger RNA of Mesorhabditis belari, 804 nucleotides long. Lineage: Eukaryota; Metazoa; Nematoda; Chromadorea; Rhabditida; Rhabditidae. The record is from the annotation of a GenBank genome assembly.
AUGUGCAGCUUUUAUGAUCAGUUGAUGGGCACCAAUUGGGAAGGCGGAAUGGUCGAAGCUAAGGUUGCUUACCAUGUCACAAAUCAAGUUUGUCAGAGAAACAGGGCGCGACCAGAGAAUUUUGACGAACUUCGACUUGGUGUGGCCAACGAUUCGACAUAUGAUGGACCACUUGUUGGAGCACGUGGAGUUUUCUUUACGACAACAAAAUAUGGAAAUGGUUUACCAACAAUCAGCCCUUAUCCAGCACAUGGUACCGAAGGUGUUAGCCAUUAUAGAGUAAGCGUUCCGCUUGAUCGAUUUAACGGCUACGAAAUGUACUAUUGCCAAAAUCCUGCCGAAACAAGAGUCUUGCAAAUUCGUCUCAUUUUGGUCAACUCGAGUUUUGAAAAGAAGAUUCUCACUGGUUUCCCAGGAAUUCAACCACUCAAUAUUUUUGAGAAGAACCCAUUUCUUUGCUAUUCUCAAGGCAAAUGGUGGACAAACGAUUACGACAAAGCCGAAGUAAAAUAUUUUGUUAAUUUUGUGGUUUUCAAAGCGGUUCCAUUGGAUGAUCAAUGUACAUGGGAUGGAGUGAGAAGAGGGGCACAAGGUAUUGGAAAUCCGCUACCUCGUGAAGUAGUGAAUAGGCUAAUGUUGAAGAUGUGGAGUGAUUCGCGAAAUUUACACGCCUGGCAAGGUAACCGGGAACCUUGGAUUCCAACAGAAGAAGAAAUCGAAGAAUUGGAGGAGAGAUGGGAAAAUGAAAUUGAGGAAGGCAGCCUAUCCGACGAACUUGAAAAUCUUGAACUUGAAAAUGAGAAU